CUGAUAGGAUGUGUUUGGUGCGGAUGCGUCAAGAGGGCAGAGCAGGAAAGUACAUGUGCCGUUACAUCGUGCACUCCAUGUGGGAGGAUGUGGAGCAGAGGAGCAAAAUCAUGGGGAUCGAUGCCAUCCAUAGAAAGGAAGCACUGAAGGCGAUGACAGAGACUUUCUAUGCUGCGAUAUUUGGAUACGACGAGGGAAUCCUGUCUGACGACUGCGUGCUGGCUGCAGCUCUGUGGAGGAACCUGUUCAAUCGUCAGUGUGAAGACCCCAAACAGCUGGAGCUCAUGGUGGAGUACGUUCGCAAACAGAUGCAGUUCAUCGACGCUCUGGAAGGAGAAGACCUGCUGCUGACUGGGGAGGUGAAGUGGCGCCCUCUGGUGGAGGAGAACGCACAGAGCAUCCUGAAGGUGGUAAAGCCCACGUACAACGACGCUGGACUGUGAGAUGAAGAGAGGGACUUCCUGUUUCCUCCGCUGACGUCCUCCUCUCCCGCCGGUUUUCACGUGUUGAUUUCCUUUUCCCGCCGUCUCACCCUCCAUCUCUGUUUGUCUCUGUCGUCCCUGUCCUCCGCUCCUCUGCUGUCCAAUAAGGUGGGGUUUUAAAUUUACAUGACAUCUGUAGCUUUCUCCUCUUCCUUUAUUUUUCUCUUUUCUCCUCUUGGAUUCACAAACCUGUUUCUCCUCCUCCUCCUCCUCCUCCUCCUCCUGAAUGCUCUGUCCAAUCAGGAGCUAGUUUCAGGAGGAGCAGUAAAAACAGGGCGGAGCUGGAAACAUGUCAUCGUCGUCCUGUCGGUUCUGAGAGCCUCGCUGCAAACACACGCACUGUAUUUAUAUUUUUCUCAUUUUUUCCAUGAACGCCAGCCGUGCUGUAUUUAUGAAGUAUUCUUUACCUCCGUGUUCACACCCUCCUCCUGCGGAGGUGCUCGGCGUCUGUCUGUUCCCUCACUGUGCGUUCAGUGAAGUCAGGUGACGGCAGAUGUUCACAUUUCUCUUUGUCAGACGUGUCGGUGUUCCCGUCCGUCUGACUCGACGCUCUCAGAGCCGAACAGGAAGCUGAGCCUCGUUCGUCAGUUGUAACAAAAACAAUGAGGUUUAUUUUUUUUUUGUUUGUUUUUAAAAAGUGAAACAAUAAAAUGUUCUGGAUGA
Paralichthys olivaceus (Japanese flounder) is the source of this 1145-nucleotide messenger RNA. The record is from RefSeq and is a predicted model, not a curated record. NCBI's taxonomy places the organism in Eukaryota, Metazoa, Chordata, Actinopteri, Pleuronectiformes, Paralichthyidae.